GAUCGGAUCACUGGUCUGCCAACAGCCUUGCUGAUUGCCAUAGGUAAGCGUGAGGCUGGACGUACGUAGUGGUCUGUAGGAUGCCCCACCCCCUGCCAAUAGGGCAAUCUAGAUGCUCAGAUGCUGGUCCAGAUCCGCACUCGUAGUGUUUGGAUUGCGGGGUGGUGGUGGUGAUUGUGAUAGAUCGAUUCAUCGGGUCAUCAUUGGGGGUGAUUUCCACCAACAAGGGACACUAAGAAUAAGAGGCCACGGUGCUUCGGAGAUCCGCUUAGAGAACAACCUUUGCUCAAAGGCCGAACGCGUUCAUUCCUACCGGCCAGCCAAGGAAGUCGCAGAACCGGCCGGACCUCGCGGAUCUCGCGUCCAUCAAUGUCCGAGGUGGUGUAUCCUGGUGGUUUCAAUUGAUGACCAUCAUGGAUGAUGGUUGCUAUCGACGACGCACGCCACGUUGCUGCUGGUCAAAGCGCCAAGGGUUAGGUCAUUGUACAUUGUACGGAGGGGUAGUUACGAGGGGCCAGGAUAGCCGACGGUUGUUUGGAGCAAGCAUGCAAGCAAGCGUACGCAUACUGAAGUCGACUGG
Aspergillus heteromorphus CBS 117.55 is the source of this 580-nucleotide messenger RNA. RefSeq lists its product as uncharacterized. The transcript has a single exon. NCBI's taxonomy places the organism in Eukaryota, Fungi, Ascomycota, Eurotiomycetes, Eurotiales, Aspergillaceae. The record is from RefSeq and is a predicted model, not a curated record. Bases 113 to 421 code for a protein of 102 amino acids.